AAUAAUGUAAGAUAAGAGAUUCAAAUAAUUUUUCUAAUAUGCUGCAUUAAAUAAAUUCUAUUUAAAAAAGAAUAUUAGUAUUUAAGAGUGCAAAAUUAAAAAAUAAAAUAAAAGAAAAAACAAAUACAAAGAGUGACAAUUAUGAAUAUUAGGUGAAGUGGCGACAAAGACCGAGACCAAGUGUUCACAAUGGGCUCUUUCGAGGCACGUUGUUUUAGAAAAUAAAGAUUGAGGCUGGCAGCUAAGAUUGUAGUUUAGAUAUAUAUACAGAUACAUAUGUGUUUAUAUAUAUAUAUUUCCAUUUUCCUUAGUGUCAGUAUAUUCUUGUUAUUCCAUAAUCACGAGAAUGAUAGUAUUAGUAGUGUGGCUUCUUUUCUUGCUUACCACCGCUGCUCAUGUACGGUGUGAUGAUGGUGAUCAACAAGACAGUCAGUGCAUAGAGAAGGAGAAAGAGGCUCUCCUCAGCUUUAAGAGAGUUGCUGAUCCAGGUAACCUUCUUUCUUGGGCAACUGAUAGUUCCAACCAAAACUGUUGUAACUGGGAAGAAAUCACUUGUGAUAACCAAACCAAUCAUGUUGUUGCUAUUGAUUAUUAUGGUUAUGGUGUUGGUGGUGAGAUCGGUUGCUCCUUGGUUGAGUUGCAGUAUUUGUAUUUCUUGAAACUAGCUGGGAAUGACUUGAAUCGAAUUCCCAAGUGUAUUGGUUCUUUCAAACAUCUCACACAUCUCUAUCUUUCAGUUGAUCCAGUUAGUGGAACUAUUCCUCCUGAGAUUGGUAAUCUUACCAAAUUGCAGUAUUUUGUUCUUUCAACAUCUUCUUAUAACAACAUCAUAUAUGUUGAUAAUCUUGACUGGCUUUCUCGUCUCACUUCUUUGAAGAGCUUUGUGUUGAGGAAUGCAAAUUUGACAAAAGCAGUGUUCCAAUCACUUAGAGUGGCACCUUUCUUAUCACACUUCGAAAUAUCAAAUUCUGUAAUUCCCAAGGUAGAUCUUUCAUCUCCAUACUCUACAAAUUAUUCGUCGAAUUUUCUCAAAUAUCUUCGACUUUCUUAUAAUUCAAUACAUCCCACUGCAAUUACUUGGCUCUUAAACUCUAGUAGUAACCUUUUUAAACUCAGCAUAUCAAAGAACAUCAUAGAUGGUUCAUUUCCAGAUUCCUUUGGGGGAAAAAAGUUUUUGUCAAGCGUUUACUUGACCCGAAAUGAAGUUGAAAAUGGAGUUCCAAAGUCAUUGGGGAAUCUUACCAACCUGCAAGUCUUAGAUUUGUCUCGAAACAACUUUAGUGGAGCCUUGCAUGGUGUUUUGGGAAAUCUGUCAGGAUCUGCCAAGAAGUCAUUAGAGGUUUUGUAUUUGAAUUAUAACCAACUUGGAGGACUAAUUCUUGAGGAUGUUGAGAAGACAUUCCCAUCGAUGCUAGAGCUAUAUCUUGAUAAUAAUCGGUUGGAAGGUACUUUUCCUAGCCGCUUAAGUCGAUUUCCAAGUCUUCGUAUUUUAUGGUUGAAUGACAACCAGUUCACAGGACCAUUGCCUGAUCUUUCAUCAAUGCCAAACUUGAUAAAUUUCAAAGCAAGUAACAAUAAGUUGAAUGGUACUUCAAAAGAGAGUAUUGGUGAGCUUUCUUAUCUUGAAUUUUUAGAUGUCUCUUCAAACUCUCUUGAUGGGGUUAUCUCUGGAGUGAACCUAAGGUGUCCCAAAUUGAAGAGACUGUAUUUUUCCUAUAACUCAGCCUUGAGAUUGAAAUUCAACUCCAAUUGGGUUCCCCCAUUUAAGUUGGAAACCAUAUUCCUCAUAUCUUGCAAGCUAGGUCCACAGUUCCCUAGUUGGUUGCAAACACAAUCACAACUCUCCUAUCUUGACAUUUCAAAUUCUGACAUUUCUAGUGCUGUUCCUGAUUGGUUCAGUAAUAUAUCAUCCAAUUUGGAGUACUUAAAUAUGUCUUUCAAUUUUCUCUAUAGCACCUUGCCACAUUUUCCAUUGAUGGGUGCUUAUACAGUUGAUUUGAGUUUCAAUCAAUUCAAUGGUUCUAUUCCAUCUUCUCUCUCCAAUGCAACCCAUUUAUAUCUCUCCAAUAAUAAUUUCACUAGUUGCAGCUCUUUUCUAUGUGAAGCCAAAGAUGUGGUAACAAGAAUUCUUGACAUGUCCAAUAAUCAAUUUUCAGGGAGCCUUCCUGAUUGUUGGGGGAAUUUCAAUAGGACUCUAUUUUUUCUGAAGUUGGACAGCAAUGAAUUCUCAAGAAAGAUCCCAAUUUCCAUUGGAAGUUUGACAAAACUUCAAUCUCUACAGUUGGAGCACAAUAACUUCUUGGGACCUUUGCCUUCUACACUGAAAAACUGCACUAGACUACAAGUUUUGGAUUUGGGAUGGAAUAGUUUGGAAGGAAUAAUACCAUUAUGGAUUGGUGAAAGAUUUACUUCAUUGGUUUUUCUCAAUCUGAAAUCAAAUGAAUUUCAAGGAAACAUACCAUUGAAUCUCUGUCAUCUUUCUCAUAUCCAAAUAUUGGAUCUCUCCUUAAAUAAUCUAAGUGGUGCUAUUCCUUCUUGCUUUGCAAAUUUCACAUCAAUGGUUCAGAACACUGGCGCUACAAGUCCCAACAUUUUGAUAACAUAUGGUCCUGACUACAUGGGAGAGUAUCAAAGUCUUGCAUCACGGGUUAUUUGGAAAGGAAUAGAGUAUGAAUAUAAGAGUAUUCUUGGUUUGCUAAGACUGAUUGAUCUAUCGAGUAAUAAAUUGGGUGGAGAGAUACCUGUUGACAUGACUCGUCUUUUGGAAUUGACUCAGUUAAAUCUAUCACGAAACGAGUUGAGUAGAAACAUUCCUAAAGAGAUUGGGAGCUUGACUAAGUUAGAGUCUUUGGAUCUGUCCCAUAACAAGCUUUCUGGUGCAAUUCCCAUCAGCCUGGCACAAGUGUCUCUUCUGAAUCAUUUGGAUUUGUCAAACAAUCGAUUGUCAGGAAAAAUUCCCACAAGCACUCAACUACAAAGUUUCCAUGCUUCUACAUAUACCAUGAACCAUGGACUCUGCGGACCUCCUCUGACAAGUUCAUGUCAUGAAGAUGGAACUUUGCAAGAAGGUUCUUUGGCCUCAGCUCAUGAUAAAGAAGAUGAAACGUGGUUUGAGUUGUCAUGGUUUUAUAAAGGAAUUGGAGUUGGAUUCACUAUAGGAUUUUGUGGAGUUUGUGUCAAUUUAGUGAUGAUAAAGCAUUUCAUGCAUAGCCUAAGAAAUGUGCUAUCAAAGGCACUGCGCUGAGAAGAAAGCUUACUGCAAUUGACAGUAGAUUCCUCUGGUGAUGAAGAUCAGACUUAGUGGCUGCAAGGAUUCUAAGAGUUCAAAGUUUAAAAGCAACAGAAUUAAAGGGUCAAGCUUGAAGCAUUUGAAUCUCUAUACUGUUUUUAGUAGCUGAUGCUUUUGACUAUUGUUAAGUAAGUUUGUAAACUUUGUUUCUACAAUUACACUUACCAAACAAAGAUUAACUUUCUCUUAA
Humulus lupulus (European hop) is the source of this 3479-nucleotide messenger RNA. RefSeq names its product receptor-like protein EIX2. The transcript is spliced from 2 exons. Bases 347 to 3244 code for a protein of 965 amino acids. Lineage: Eukaryota; Viridiplantae; Streptophyta; Magnoliopsida; Rosales; Cannabaceae. Gene Ontology annotation, molecular function: protein binding. The record is from RefSeq and is a predicted model, not a curated record.